UAUUUCUGCUUGGCAAGAUUCUACGCAUAUGAAAAUUUUAUUUUUGGCGGUUAGAUGGCCCAAAAAUAAAAACUCAAAGGCUUUUCGCGUUUUGUACUUGAUUCCUCUUUCAGAUAGGAAACCCUAACCCUCCCUUUCCAUCAUCUUCAUCUCAAUUGAACAACACCAUAAUCAGAUUCGAAGAACUCAUUUGAUCGAUGGGUCUUUCACAAGAGAAAGAGAUGGACGAAGAAGAUUCUGUUGAUCUUUCAUCCGUGUAUGAGACUCUCGAGAAACUCCAUGCGGCAGCCGAUGAAGUGUUAUCACGGCCUUCGCCGUUUAUGCCUGAUUGGGAUCCUCCGUAUGAAUUUCCCCCGGGGCGUAAUGAUUGCUAUCUUCUUGCUUACAAAGACGCUCGUGUCGAAUACAUUGAACCUUCUGCUAAGGAUGUCUUGGAACUCUUCAACUCUAACUAUCAUACUGACUAUGAGCUUGUCGAUUGUCUCGACGUUUGUGUUGCUCAAGAUUAUGAGGUCUUUGCUCAUUUCAACUUCACUGCCAAGCCCAAAUCAGCUCCUCUAAAUGCUGAUGAUUUUUCUACUAAGGUGUUCUUUGCUGAGAUACAGUCCAAUUCUAAGGGUGUAGCGGUUCCCACCCAAUACUGUAUGUUGGAUGGUGUUAAUAUGAAACUUGGCUGUGAGAUGUGUCCGGAAGUGAUUGCUCAUCCCACCUCUGGCCCUGAUGAAGGGCUCUUACUACUUGAUCACAGUCCUCACUUUGUCCGGACUAAGAAAGCUUCUUAAAUGUCUCCUCAACUCCUCCUGAAAUCUACAACCCUCGUUGUUGGGUAGUGUAUGUGAAAUGUGAAAUUUCUAAAUUAAUGGUUACGUUGUGGUUUUGAGAAUCAGAGCCUGUUCUUUCCAGCUUAUUUUCAGUUUAAUUCAGUUCUUGACAAUACUUUUACUCACAUAUCACUAUUCAUUUCAAUUCAGUUCAACUGUUUUAUGCCGAAGAGAACAGGCCUCAGUGAUAUUUGUGACUCAAUUUACCUUGUAGUUGUUUUUUUUUUUUUUUUUUUUUUUUUUUUUUUUGUAGUAUUGUUAAAGACGAGAAGUAAAUAUUUGACUACUAUGUCUUUGUAUGCAAGGACCCUUGAUAAAAUACUAUCAUGAAAAGAAAAGUAUAUGGGCCUCUUUGAGCGGCUGUAUUUGCUUUCCUAACUAUUGGUCUUGUUUGGUAAAUAGAGUUUAGUUGUUAAUGUUUAGAGUUUGCUGUUAGCGUUUUAACUUUUUUAUUCAAUGAAUUUGACUGCUGUUUAUAUAAAUAUGUUUGGUAGUA
Molecule: messenger RNA, 1317 nt
Organism: Beta vulgaris subsp. vulgaris (sugar beet)
Lineage: Eukaryota; Viridiplantae; Streptophyta; Magnoliopsida; Caryophyllales; Amaranthaceae
Exons: 5
Coding region: 198-782 (194 amino acids)
Source: RefSeq, a predicted model, not a curated record